UCCCUUUUGUAGAUUUCACUCAGUGAGACGGUUCCGUAUCUGGUUAAUUUCAACCUACCUCUGGUCAAUUUCACCCACGCUGCAUCUCUCAGGCGAUGGCAAGCUGCAGGAAUGGCUAAAACCUAUCAGUUCUAUGUGGUCUUUUUGCUCCUGAACAUCAGGACCGGAGCGGCGUUGAAGUGCUUUUGUAAGAAUUGUGAGAAGGAAAACCAAACUUGUGAGACAGAUGGGGCAUGCCUGGCUUCCCGCUCCAGAAUUGGGGGUGUUGAGCAUGAGAUCAGACUGUGUGUGUCCCAACAAGACUUGGUCGCACCUAUCUACUGCCGGAGCGACAAAGAGUAUGUGACUACCAUCUGCUGUUUCAAGGACUUCUGCAACAACCGGGAGAUACCUCCUCCAGAAGGUCUGAAAGGUGAUGCUUUUGACGGCUGGGGCCCAGUGGAGCUGGCCGCUGUGAUCGCUGGCCCAGUCUUCCUCCUGUGUGUGGUGCUGAUGGUGACCGUGUUCCUGUGUCACUACCACCACCAGCGAGCCUACCACGACCGCAACCAGCUGGACAUGGAGGAGCCGUCCUGUGACCACAUGUACAUCUCCGAGGGGAAGUCCUUGAAGGACCUCAUGUUUGAUAUGACUACCUCUGGAUCCGGAUCUGGCUUGCCUUUGUUUGUGCAGCGUACCAUUGCGAGGACCAUAGUCCUUCAGGAAAUAAUUGGCAAAGGACGCUUUGGGGAAGUGUGGCGUGGGAAAUGGAGAGGCGGCGAUGUGGCCGUCAAAAUAUUCUCCUCCCGAGAAGAACGCUCCUGGUUCAGGGAAGCUGAGAUCUACCAGACGGUCAUGUUGCGUCACGAGAACAUUUUGGGUUUCAUCGCAGCAGACAAUAAAGAUAAUGGCACGUGGACGCAGUUAUGGCUUGUGUCGGACUAUCAUGAGCAUGGCUCUCUCUUUGAUUACCUGAACAAGUAUACGGUCACUGUCGAAGGGCUCAUCAAGCUGGCUCUCUCAGCGGUCAGUGGGUUGGCACAUUUGCACAUGGAAAUCGUGGGCACCCAGGGCAAACCUGGGAUUGCCCAUCGUGACCUGAAGUCCAAGAAUAUCCUGGUGAAGAAGAACGGCAUGUGUGCGAUAGCUGACCUAGGCCUGGCUGUCAGGCACGACUCGCUGACUGACACCAUUGACAUCGCCCCCAAUCAGAGAGUGGGCACAAAACGGUACAUGGCUCCAGAAGUACUGGAUGAGACGAUCAACAUGCAACACUUCGAUUCCUUCAAAUGUGCUGACAUUUAUGCCCUGGGGCUGGUGUACUGGGAGAUCGCUCGGAGGUGCUCUGCUGGAGGAGCCCAUGAGGAUUACCAGCUGCCGUACUUUGACCUUGUGCCCUCUGACCCCUCCAUUGAGGAAAUGAGGAAGGUUGUUUGCGAACAGAAUCGGAGGCCAAAUGUCCCUAAUAUUUGGAACAGCAGUGAGGCGUUACGAGUCAUGACCAGGAUCAUGCGGGAAUGCUGGUACGCCAACGGAGCAGCCAGGCUGACUGCUCUCCGCAUCAAGAAAGCGUUGUCGCAGCUAAGCAUACAGGAAGAUGUGAAAAUGUAAGGACGGGAUGUGGGAAGCGGGGAAGCACGGCACUGGAAUUGAACCAACACCAUUCUCCACCUGGCAAAAUGGCUGCAGAGCAAUGUCUACCUCACAACUUUAGAGCCAAUCUGCUGAAGUGUUGACUGGAAAUGUAUCCUGUUUUAUUAAAGGGGAGGGGGGGGGCGAGAACGAGGUGCAAACUAACACUACACUAAGUAUUAGAAACUUGUUGUAUAUCAAAUUUAGUACGAAAUUGGUGGUAUUCAAAAUGCGGGACAAGUGUUCCCCAGUGAAGGGGCAAUUGUAGAACUACUCGUGACUAAAAAUUGGCAUCUGCAUGUUUGAUUUUGAGUGAAUCAUGAAACUAUUUGGCUUGUUUUGAAAUUGCAAUGUGCCCUUUAAACAGUGGGUGCCCCUGAGUUCUGUUUUUAAAUUUUAUUUUAGUAAUUUUUUAAAAUGUAUUUUAAGGUUCAUGUAAGAAAUGGAGAAGGUCACUUCCUCAUUUUUUUAAAAAAUUGUGUACAUAAAAAUAAAUGGAGUUGCCAGGUAGGAGAGACGGGAGGAGCAGUUUAUUGAAACAGAACCUCUUGUCUUAACUGGCUUUCAGGUCACUGUAUAAAGCAGGUUGACUUUGUACCAAGAACAAUCUUUAAUCUUCGGUGCAGCAAGGACGACUGACCUGGCGGUUUCAAUGAUACAUGGAGCCAGUGCAUCCGUGUGUUUUUUGUUGUCGGAUUUACUGGGAUUGGCUGUGUAAGUGUGCCCAGGCUGAAGAUAAGAGUCUGAUGCCGUUGUGUAAACAGGGUUCCUGGGGUGGGGAGGGAACGAGCCCUACUGUGAAGUGAAAUUAAUCUUUCGACUUGCUGCUUUGGAAAACUUUUACAAAGUUGCAGGGGGUAUGAACAUUUGAUCAGCUGCCUUCACAUUAAAAUCUGUACACUAUCGUCAAUGUGGUGUAAGGAAACACCUGGCACCAUUAAAUGUAGAUUGUGAGCCAUCCCAAGGUGUGACUGGCCAAAGCAUGCCAAUCACAUUGGUUACGAAGAGGAUUGGUUUGAAGUCAUGGGUGGCGCAGCGGGUACUGCCACUGCGUCACAGCACCAGCGACCCGGGUUCGAUCCUGAUCUCCGCUACAGUCUGUGUGGAGUUUGCACGUCCUCCCUGUGACUGUGUGGGUUUCCUUUCGCAUCUGAAAGAUGUGCGGGUUGGUGGGUUAAUUGGCUGCUGUAAAUUUGCCCCCAUUUUGUGGGUGAGGGGUAGAAUCUGAUGGGAAUGUGAGGGGAAAUAAAAUAGCAUUAGUUUUAACGGGUGGUUGUUGGUCAGCACGGACUCAGUGGGCCGAAGGGCCUGUUUCCCUGCUGUAUGACUCUCCUACUUGAGGUAUGACUCCUAAAAUUGCAAUUAAGCUAAUACCUUAGUCAGGGCAUCAUACAGCAUGGAAAUAGGCCCUUCGGCCAACCAUCAAGCACCCAUUUACUUUUAAUUUAUUGGUACCAAAAUGCUUCAUAGAUGAAUCACAGCUCCUGGGCAGAUUUUAGAGGCUGAGCUAUUUGAGGGGAAACUUGGGACAUUCGUCCUUUUCCAUGAGUUUCCUGCAUUGAGCAGGGAACACUGUUGAAUGUGUUUGCACUGAGCUGCUGGUGAUCCAGUCAGUCUACGAGGUUGGGUCGGAAAUCCAGGGUGGCUGUUGGUGUGAAGGUUCUUGUACUGAGGAAGCCAAUGUGGAGUUGCUGGUGGGUCGGCGCCAGACCCGCAGUGAUGCCUUCUGCCACCAGAGGCCGCUUCCUGCAGUCCUUGCACUGCAGAGUGGGGAGGGUCACCGCUGGUCCCUAGUGGCAGAAUGCUGGUGUUGCAGAACGUCCCAGAGUCUCCACAGUGCAAAUGGUCCAUUGGUGCUGCGUUACAGGACAUGUCGGGGCACCUCUUGGAAAUGGGGAGAAAUAAAGUUUUUUGUUUUCCCCCCCUCUUGCCCCCAUUGAGCUAUGGAAGGUGGAGGAAUGAAGAUUUUGAAUGUUUACCAACCAUAUUUAGAUAAUGCCCCUCUGCUUGACAGGGCCCUGGUUCUAUAGUGAUCCUUCUUGCAUUCCUUUGGCUCUCUAAAGCUGGCAACAUUGGCACCUGGUGAAAGUGUGUGUUAGGUCUCCAGACCUGUACCCAGGGAGGCAGAUCCUUCUUCUCUAGGCCUUGCUUCUGUGGUUGAGUUUGUCCAAAAAUGAAGUUUAGACCUUUUCUUGGUUUCUCUUCCCCCUUCAGAGUUGCAAUCCAGCAUUUUUAUUGUGUAACUGACCCAGCGUUUUUAUAUAUAUAUAUAUAUAUAUAUAUAUAUAUAUAUAUAUAUAUAUAUAUAUAUAUAUAUAUAUAUAUAUAUAUAUAAUUUUUUUGAUGGUUUUAACUGGUUGCUCUUAAUAUGCAAGAUCUGGAGGUGGGAGUGAGAUUGUGGGGAGAUGUGACGUGGCAAUUUCGCAACCUCCAGCAGGUGUGGAGGAGGAGGAGGAGGAGGAGGAAGUGGCUAGCUAAGGUUUUUUUUUCUGCUUGCGUCUCUGAGCUUUUUAUUGUCGUUUUGUUUCUGCACCCUUUUGGGCUCGCUCCAAAUGUGACAUAUAAAGUGCUGUCAGUUUAGGGCAAUUUGCCAGCAACUCCCACGGGAGGCAGGCAGUUGUAGCAUUUGCUCCUGGCACCAGAGGGUGCUGUUUGAUGGACUUGGGACAGAGUUUUCUCCACCUCAAAUGCCCCCCAAACUUAAUUCUGCCAUUUGGGACAAACCAAUCUUACCCUUGUUUAUUCUCCUCCCCAUUACCUUUGCCUCCUGCCUCCUACCCCAUGGUAACCUUACCAGUAGCUGCCCCUGCCCCUCCUCAACACCUUGUUCAACUGCCAGCACUUUGCUCCACAAGGCAAAGGGACUGAGGCAAGGUAACGUCACCCUCACAAGAGGACAAUGCAUCUUCAUCAUUUAUUCUCUUUUGCUGGGAACGUAUUUUUGACAGAGACUGACUCGAACCUUAAACAUUUUGAUCUGUAACUCGCUUCCUGACUGGGCCACAAACUAGAUUUUUGUUUUAUUUUUUUAACAAAAAAAAUGCCAGUCACUUGGGUUUGAAGAUGUUGACCAUCUUGCAUACAUUACAGAAUUAAAGCUGUAGUCAGUCUAACCAUAUUUGCAGUCUUUUAGUUUUGGGUAAGAAGGUUUAAUUUCUGACCAGAACAGCCUUUGUGUAAGUUUGGGCUUUCUCUUUAAACUGUGAGGAUUUUGUGUCCAUGUUAAGCCCUUCCUGCACCUCUUUCACAAGGGUUUGAUAAGAGGAGAAGAUCUCCAGUUAAAUAUGAUUACCUGGUGAACAGUGAUGGGUGUUAAUGUUUUAUGGCGGGGCUUGUUUCACCACUCUCCUCCCCCCCCCGUCCACUGUAGCCAACCGUACAGUGGUGAAGUGCAAGCAUCCUCUUUUGGUUUCCAGGCAAACACAACAUUUUUGCCACCUCGAUUGCUUUCAAGCUCUCUUGCAGAUGGUACAAUGACUCCCUGCUGAACCUGGCCUGGCACUGAAUGCCCACUUGGUAUGGAAUGGGAUGCCAAAAUAGUUUGGCAUGUACUGCGAGUGGGAAUCUCUUUUAUUGUACUGGAACUACUGAUUUUCCUGGCCCAUCCCCAAUCCCUUUUUUUAAAAAAAAAUUACCUCACGGUAUGCAAAUAGAAAUUGUUACAAUUGUAAAUACUUCUGUUUUGAUGUGAAACUUGAUAUUCUAGAGCCUGUAUUUUGACUUUGGCUUGCUAGGUAUGUUUGUAACUACUGCUGUUGUAUAAACAAAUGGCUUCAUCUCUGGAUAUUUUUUUGUAUGGGGCCUCUGUGCUGUUGUGGCUGGUGACGGUAUUUGUAAAUCUGUUUCUACACGCUGCUAAUACAAUUUCAAAUGCUGCAGUCUCAAACAAGGAUCCACUGUGCAAACAACUAGCUGAUUUCUUGCUGGGCAGGUUCAUUGGUGUCGGGCCAUUCAGUCCGGUGUUCCUUGAUUUCUGUUGAAAUGGUUAGGGCCGUCUUCAAGUACUAAUACACUCCCCGGGGGCACUGUCCCACCCUCCCCGGGGGCUCGGUCCUGCCCUCCCUCGCACUCCCAGGGAUCAAUCCAUCUUUCUCCAUGCACUCCUGAAGGGUUAGUGUGACACACCAGCUCACUCCUGCUCCAGGCCAUUCAGCCCAUCGAGCUGUCUCUGGAUUCAAUAAGAUUCUGGUUGAUCCACAACCUCGAGUCCACACUCCUGCCUCGCACCCCCCCCUUCUACCCCUCUCUCGCGAGGAGCCCCCAUCUCUCCUGUGCACUCUGCCCCCCUCUUGCUCAUGCGCCCACCCCCUCCCUCCAUCCCCCCGCCCCCCUCACGUCCUCCGAGUCCCUUAAUAUCCAAAAACUCUCCUGGCCACGGACGGCUCUCUGGGGUAGAGAUUUCUUUCGACUUGUUCCCCUCUGACACUUUACCUCGACACCUGAGCCCCCCCCCCCCCCCCCCCACCCCGGUGCAAGACUCGAUCCCAGGGAUUGCUCUCUCAGCCUCUCCCCUGUUGGCCAAUUUUUCCCGUUGCCCCUGUGAGAUGGAGGCUUGACCUUUUAUUGACUACUACAAUGGCUGAGCUGCAGUGCAUGCUGGGCAGAGAAACCACCCUGGAAGGGUUCAAGUCCGCAAAACAAUCUGGGCAAAACACUCGAGCUCCAGUGUGUUUGAUGUGCCCCUUACAUAUUUACUGGCUUGUAUGGACUUGUGUCUGAUGUUUACAUGGCCUCCUCUUGAUUGAAUUUUUGAAGUGCUAUUUAUCGGUGAAUCCUGGUACCUUGCCCAAGCUUUUGUACUUGCAGGGUCGGUGGGGGACAUAUCCCAUCAAGACUGGAACUGUUGCCUCCACCUAAUGUGCAUCAGUGAAAGACAGCCCAGGUCUCCUCUUCCAGACACUGUACUCCCCAACCCUCCCUCCCGCCCUGCACCUGGGUCUGCCCGUGUGUAACACUCUCUCGUCUCAACCGUGGCUGAGAUCUGUGUACUGGGGCAGCCAGCUCCAUUCUACCUGAGUGACAAACUAAAGCAGAGGGAGGGGCACUUGGAAUUUGUAUGGAAUCUUUCAUUACCUCUGCUUGUCCCAGGACGCAGAAAUAGCUGUGAACUGGGAUCACUGUUGCGAUGCCGGGAGAACAUCAGUGCUUUGCUCUUUGUGGCACUUGCCAUAUACAAUAAGGCUCAGAGUCAAUGAAUUUUCUGUACUGAAGUUUUGUGGUGGGUGAAAAUUGGCCAGGACACCAGAAAGAACUGCCCUGCUUUGAAAUAGCCCAAUGUGAUAAAAGUUCAAUGUCCACUUGAAAGGGUAGAUGAGGCCUGAGUUUAAUCUGCUCUUUGUACUGCCUGGUUUAGGGGCCCAAGCCUGUGGUGUGGGGCCUGUGCAGGAUUCAAGCAGUCACUGAAGUUAAACUCACUCGAUUCUACUUCCAGGUACCCCUGUUUGACACACAACAGUGGUAAGCAAGAUGCCAAUCUUGGUCUUUCCUUUCCUAGUUGCUGGUAAUCUGGUUUGAUAGCAACAACGUGGUCGUCAAUGUACCCAACUCAACAAGGUUUUGGCCCAUCCCACUGUGUCUUAGAACUAACUGGAGUGUAUUUUGACUGAUGUAUUACAUUCUUCACAGUUUAUGAUCAGACUUGCAAAGUGUGUACAUAUUGGGAGAAAUAAAGAUGAAAUUUUUCGUU
Molecule: messenger RNA, 7297 nt
Organism: Pristis pectinata (smalltooth sawfish)
Lineage: Eukaryota; Metazoa; Chordata; Chondrichthyes; Rhinopristiformes; Pristidae
Product: activin receptor type-1B-like
Exons: 9
Coding region: 112-1590 (492 amino acids)
Biological process (GO): cellular response to growth factor stimulus; activin receptor signaling pathway; protein phosphorylation
Cellular component (GO): activin receptor complex; plasma membrane
Molecular function (GO): activin receptor activity, type I; activin binding; ATP binding
Source: RefSeq, a predicted model, not a curated record